AUGACUCGUCUCUCGCUCGUUGCUGCUCUCGCUGUAUGCCUCAGUGGUGCCUCUGCGUCAUUACAAGGCCAUUCUGAGCACAAACAUCGACCGGGGCAUGGAGCAGGAGCGCGAGACGAGGUCCUCCUGGCCUCUGGCUAUAAUGGCACCGUAUACAGCUUGGGCUUCACCCCUCCUUCAACGCUCAAGCAUGUCGCUGAACCGCUCAAAGUGGGCACCUCGCCCUCCUGGAUCACGUACUCACGCGCCGGAAAGCAUGCAUACGUCACUGACGAGAGCGAGCCCGGCAAAGUCUAUGUCCUUGGCGUCAAACACAACGGCGCAUUGCAUCACAUUGGGCAGAGCGAUGGCUACGAGACCGGCGGCGACGGGCCCGUGGCGAGUUGCAUAGUCAAGCAUUGCCUCUUCAUUGCCAACUACAAUUCGGGCUCGCUGGGCAUCCAAGAGAUCGCACGCAAGCAUGAGGGCUCGUUGAAAUCAAGCAAGCCGGUCAAGCAGUUUCAGUUCAAGCGCAAGGGUACAGGACCCGUCAAGGAACGCCAAGACCAUUCGUACGCUCAUGACGCCGUGGCGAGCCCAGAUGGGGGCUGGGUCUAUGUUCCCGACCUCGGUGCCGAUGUCAUUCAUCACAUUCAAGUGGGCAAGACGAGCUGCAAGCAGGCAAAGAGAAGAGGUGGGACGCGCGUUGACGCUGGCAGCGGACCCAGACAUCUGGUCUUUUACAAGGAUGGCCAGUCUGGGCAGCAGUAUGCCUACCUAUCCUCGGAGCUAGCUACGACGCUUACGGCGUUCCGGCACGAUCCCAAAACGGGUCUUCUCGAGCUGAUCGGCGGCCAACCCGUGCCUGCAUAUCCACCAGGCACUGACAGGGGUGGCUCAGAGGACGCGGGGCCGCAGCUGACAGUGGCCGAGGUGGCCGUCAGCCCCGACGGCCGGUUCGUCUACGUCAGCAACCGCGGCGACUUGCACGAGGACAACAUCUCCAUCUUUGUCCGGGAUGCUCAGACAGGCGCCGUCACUUUUCAGCAGUGGAUUCCCUCGGGAGGCAGGAACCCCCGCCAUUUCUCGCUGUCCGGCGACGGCAGCUACCUCGCCGUGGCCAACCAGCUCUCGACGAACGUCGUCAUCUUCAAAAGGGACGCACAGACAGGCUUGCUGCAAAAGACGGGCGCAGAGGUCGACGACGUGGGCGCCGUCGCCUUUGCUGGAUUCCUGCCCUGA
Messenger RNA from Acaromyces ingoldii, 1221 nucleotides. Its product is annotated as putative isomerase YbhE. The transcript has 2 exons. The record is from RefSeq and is a predicted model, not a curated record. The coding region runs from base 1 to 1221 and encodes 406 amino acids. Gene Ontology annotation, molecular function: protein binding; 6-phosphogluconolactonase activity. NCBI's taxonomy places the organism in Eukaryota, Fungi, Basidiomycota, Exobasidiomycetes, Exobasidiales, Cryptobasidiaceae.